GGGAACAAGUACAAAUGUUGGGGUCUCCAACUUACAAGUUAGUCCUAAAACUUGGAGUUCAUCAGAUUUUACUAGGGUACAAGUUGGGGGUUUCUAGAUUCCACAUUUCUAGAUUCCACAUUGAUAUUCUUUUGUAAGUAGAAGUAAUUUUUUUUUGUUCAGAUCAAGCUCUAUACAAGACCUUUCCAUUCUGGAAAUUUCCCGCCCUCUCUCACUACCCUUCCUCAUUUAAAAAAAUAAAAAAUAAAAAAUAAAGUAAAAAAAAUUGUAGCCCUAUCUGAUUGGAUGUUGCUAAGAAAUAGAUGGCACUGACAGGAAGUAACUCGGUGGGAUGGGGGUUGGUCCCGCCUCUUCCUGUCUCUGCCCCUGCCUAGAAGCGGAGGCGGUGUCGGGGGCGGGCAAUUCUAGGCAGUCACGAGGUGGGGCUGUGCUUGGCGGCUGCCUUCGGGGCGUGGAGGAAACGAAACCUAGACUGGAGUAGGGCGGGGAGGAGGGGAGGAGGUCAGAAGGAGAAGGUGAUGCUCCUUGGGUAGGGAGUGGAUUCAUGGGUCCUCCUUGAGACCCACUCCAACUUGGCGGAGGUCGCUGAGAUUGCUGCUGUGGUAUAACCCCCCAACCUCAGCUCAGGCGUAAAGCUGCUCUUCCUUGAGGUCUUUCUGCUGGAACAUGAAGUGCCCUAGUUGUCACUACAUCUCCAAAGAUGAAGCUCCCAAGUUCUGCAGUGACUGUGGGAGGAAUUUGGUUCCUGCAGUCAACCCACAGAAGAAUGGUGAAUCCCAGCUAACUAUGGAAGUGGAAAUAGAAAGUGGAAAAGAACUUAAGGGUGCCAAUGAGUUUCCUUUGGUGAUGGAUACUAGUGACCAUUUACCUGAUAAAAAUAAAGAGGCCCAUCCAGAUAACGACUAUUCAGAUUCUUCAUGGACUAUACAAAAAACAAAGAAGAGGAAUAGAAAGAAGAAAAAGAAGAAGGAUCAAAAUCUUCUUUCAGAGGAACUGGACUCUUUAUCCCUGUCUCAUUCAGUCCCUUCUAGUUUGACUUCUCUUACAAACCUUGGAUUGAUGGAUAAUAAAACUAAUCCACAAGAAAGCCAAGUUCAAGAGGAUGGUUUAACCAAGCCCCUGGUUGAUUACAGUGAUAUUCAAACUGGAAGUAUUCAAAUCUCAUUUCCUUCUGUUAUUGAGAGUUUGAAUAACAAUAAUAAUGUUUUAGAAUCAGAGGAAUGUGGAACCAAAGAAAAAGAAAUUUCAGAUUUAGAAGCUCCAGUGGAAAAGAUGGAAAUUGAUGUACAUCCUGAGAUUAGUCAGUCUGUCAGAAUACUAGAAGCAGUCAAUAAGAAGGAAAAUUGUAGCCCUGUUGAUUUGGUCAAGAUUCAGGGACCCACUUCUAUAGUAGGGAAGGAUAUGGAACAAUGCAAGGUAAAAGAUACCACUUGGGAGUCUCUCACUGAAUUGACUUCAUCUAAAAUUGAGGAAAUGGAUCUUUUAUACUCAUCUGGUCAAAAGGUCCCCCUACCAGAAUCAAAAGUGGACAUUCCUAAUCAAAGGAAAAGAAAAGAAACAUCCAAGCCACUAACGAAUGCCUCACCUCCCAGAGAAGCUAAAAUGAAGUCAACUAAUCAAGUAAGGGGAGCAGGAAAAGAGGAUAAAAACAAGAAUCAAGAAUUGAAGCAGCAGCUUGCAAGUGAAUUAGCUUCCCGAGAAGUUGAAACCCAGAAGAAACCUAUCAAUCAAAUGGAGAGAGUAGAGGAUAAAAAUAAACCUAAGGAUAUGAAGAAGCAAGAAGCGCCUUCUGAAAGUUGUAUUGAUUCUACUUUGAGAAAUCUGGAACAUUCAAAGGAACAAAGAAGCCAGACUGCCAAUGAAAAAAAAUUAAAAAAUAGGACAUUAAAUCUUGGUGAAGGAAUCAGAGUAUACUUCCAUGCAAUUCUGUCUGUGGAUUUCUUAUUUGAUCCUCAGUGUCAUAAAGUGUCCAUCAGGGGUGGAGAAGACUUUGGAAAAAAUGCUUGGGAUCAUGAUGUUUGUGAAAUGAACUGUACAAAAAAUCUGAGUGGACAUGGAUUCCUUAUCGAAGGUAGUAUGAUGAUUUCCAAGGAUAAAAUGCAGAAAUCUAUCCCUUACAAAUAUUUUAUUAUUCAUGACUCAAUUCAGGAGUAUGAAUUUAUAUAUAAAAUACCUUGCAAGACUGGACAACAUGUCAACCGUUGUUUGUUUAUAAAGGAUUCAGCUCUAACAUCUGGAGAAUGGCACCAGUAUGAUGAUAUAAUUUGUAAGAAGCCCCCUAAGAACCUGAUAAUGAAAUUCAAGAAUUUUUUCACAGAUGAGACAGCAAAGGUGGUAAAAGGAAAAUACAUUGCAGCCAAAAUUAUGCUGGAGAAUAUCUUCAGUAUCUUUAGUACUUGGAGCACCAUUAAUUUGAAUAGCUUUUUCAGCCAGUUUUCUCAGUAUUAUUUUGUGGUCACGAAGCCUAUGGUUUAUGAAGACCAGUCAAAGCAGUGGACAACGUUAGGAUAUGGAGAAAAAGAGAUGAAGAACGUAUUGUGGGAAAAAAUGAAAUGUUUCAUUUCAUCAUCUUUGAGCAAGAAGAAUGAUGAUACAUUUCAGCCAUUGAAGAUGGGGCUAAUUAUCCUCAUAUUAGUUGAAACAUAUAAAUUUCCUGCAUCAGAAGAGGACCUCACCUCAUUGUGUAAACUUCUUUGUUUGGACUCGAUUUCAUGGACGGACCUUUGUCAAGAACUAAAGCACAUUCAAGGGGCAAAUCUGAACUUGAAAAAUCACCUGAUAAAUAUGUGCCAAAAGUGUAUUGAAAAAGAAAUUUUCUAUUGGGUGUGGAUUCUCCCCAUUCUGCACUAUUUUGUGGAAUUUGUUGACCAAAAAAAAGAUACCCGAAUCCAGCCUCAAAAUACUUGGGCUGGUCUUGAGCUGCUUCCCUUCUCUCAAUUUCAGAAGAUGGUGUCAAAAGAAAAAAGAAUACUUCAGUACAUGAAAGAAAAAAAACACUUGCUGACAGUAGAUCAAAAGUUAUUCCGGUCCUGGUUCUGCUUGAUACCCUUGAGUAGUAUGGUUGACUUCUUGGACAAUUCAAUGGAAUACUUAACUAAUUGUCUUGUUAGCAUAUUAGACUGUCUUCAAGGAACUUACUAUCAACUUCAGGAGACCAACAUCUCUCUCACAAAUCAUGAGAGUUUAGAGAACCUCUUUAAAAAGCUCUUGAACCUUCUGAAUGCAAAUCAGGACAAGCUUCAAAUAGACAUGUUAGAACCUUACUUUCCUGUUUGCUUAAAACUCCAUGAAAUUGUCUGCAAAAAAACAGAAUUGUUAAAGUUUUAUGGAUUGCCUGUCUUAUCUGCAGAGAUUAUUUCUACGAUGAUCAGAAUUACACUUUUUGGGGAUCCCAAAGAUAGAAAAAACAAUGAAAAUGGAAACAUUUCUGUUGAACAACUAUUUCAGGAAACUCUAACUAUUACCAAAAAUUGGUUCCGGAGCAUUUUAAAAGAAGGCCUGCUUCUACAAUAUAGACCAUAUCUGUCUUAUAAUGAUGAACCUAUGGCCUGGAGUGAAUUUGUAAAAAUCAACUUUACUAUUGAACAUCUUUCUAAGGAAUGGAAGAAGUCAUUACUUAGUGAAUUAGAAGGAAGAAUAAAACAGGAGAAACCAGUUCAACAGAUCAUUGUAUACUGCCGCUGUCAUGACAACCUUAAAAAAGUGGAGACCUGUGUUGCUAAGACCUUUGAGACCUGUGCUAUUGAAGCUGUGAGCCCAGUCUGCCAGUCUCAGACCAGUAUCUUCGAUCUGUUAAAUUCUCAUAACCUCAGGAAAUUUGGGACUCUUGUUUCUGCGAUCAUCACUAAGUCCUGGCCAGAAAAGAAUGGGAAAAAAGUGGAUGAUUUGGCUGAUGUUUUGCAACACCUGCUCACCUGGACAGAUAUCAAACAUCUCUUUAAUUUAUAUGGAAGUGAUCAGAAGAUACUAGAGGAGAUCACAGAAGAUGCAAAGAAGCUGAUGGCCAUUGCCGACUCUGUGUUUAUUAAAGUUACUUGUGGUCUCCUGAGUGGAAAGCUUCUAUUUAGACAUAUGGACCUAAUUGAAAAGCACAAGAAACAACUUCUACAUUUGUGGAAAUUAAAAAACAACACUCUUUCACCGCAGGAGAAAGAAUUUGAUUUAGAAAAAGUAUUAUCUUGGAGAACCUGUGAAUUACAAUCUUUAAAAAGAGAGAGAAAAUUUGUGGAGAGUCUUUUGAAGUUGUGUCGAAAGGUGAAAGAAUUUGUAAAAGUGGACUUUGGAGAUAUUGAAAAGAAACAUUUGGAAGAUGUUAGUGGCAAAAGAAUUGAUGAAGUGGUAACAGUGGGAGAGCUGCAUUUUUCUCCUGCUUGUGAGCACCAGACCUAUUACAACCUGAGUCCCUGGUUACUGGAGAUGGCCAAAAAAGUGGACUCCUUAAAAGACAGCUACAUCUUUCAAGUUUGCUGGGAAGAAGAAGCUCAGUCUCUUGGGGAAGAUGAUGACAACUCUUCGAUGCUGAUUCUGAACCUUAAGAAUGUAUAUGAUGUAUUAUACUCUCCUUGUUACAGAAGAUUUCUUAAGCUUUAUAAGGAUCUGAAGUCAGGAGAGCUCACAUUUGCUGAAGUACAUUCUGUUUUCAAAAAUUUUGUAAACAAGUAUGAUGAUCUUACAAGAGACCUCAAGAUCAUGUGCAGGCUAGAUACUAAUGACAAGCAUGACUGGAUCAGUAAGCGUGUCCAGCAGAUCAAGGAAUAUCAUCACCUACAUUUGGCUGUUGAUUCAGCCAAGGUCAUCUGCAAAGUGAAAGAGGACUUGGGUUUGACUGGUAACUUCAGUGUCCUUCAGAUAUUAUUAAGCUUUACUGAUGAAUUUAAUGCUGCCCAUGAGAAAUUGGAUCGUAUCAGCAGUCAACUUAUACAAGCCAAACAAUUGCUACAAGAUAUUGAUGAGUCCCGGCGUCAAUGUCUGGAAGAAAUUUCAUUGAGGAAAGAAUUUAUUGGCUGGGUCAAAAUGGCUCUUGAAGAUAUUAAUGAAUUAAAGGUUUUUGUGGACUUGGCCUCCAUCUCAGCGGGGGAGAAUGAUAUGGAUGUGGACCGAGUGGCCUGUUUCCAUGAUGCUGUGCAAGGCUAUGCCUCAAUACUAUAUAAGCUUGAUGUUGGGGCAGGCUUUAGUGAGUUCAUGGAACAUUUGAAGGAACUGUGGAAAGCUCUGGAAAAUGACCAGCAUUUGCCCAAGAAACUACGUGACUCUGCUCGACAUCUGGAAUGGCUAAAAACAGUAAAGGAUAGUCAUGGAUCUGUAGAAUUGUCAUCUUUGUCACUAGCAACAGCCAUCAACAGCAAAGGCAUCUAUGUUAUUAGACCUCCCAAAGAUUCUCAGAAGGUUUCCCUGGACACAGUGCUACAGUUGAGCCUUCCUGAAAAACAUGAAGAUCAUGAAGAAGAACGCCAGUAUUCCUUAGAGGAAUUGAAGGAACUUCUAAACAAGUUGAUGCUGAUGUCUGGCAAGAAAGACCAAAAUAAUGUAGAAGUGGAUAAAUUCUCAGAGGUAUUUUGCAAUAUCCAGAGACUUGCCCAGGCCUUUAUAAACCUUUAUUCUGCUGGAAAUGUACUGUUCAGGUCUUGGACAGCUAUGGUAUAUUGUUCCUCCAAGAGUCCGAUUUGCAUACAAAUGAACUUCCACUUGAAUGCUGUGGGGAAGCUCACUGGAAAAGGGGAAGUGACUGAAGUUCUGGCAGCCCUCUGUAAGCAAAUGGAACUCUUCCUAGGAAACUGGAAAAGAUUUAUGAUUGAGAAGCGAUCUAAAUACUUUUACCUCAAUUAUUAUACUGCUGAACAGUUAGUUUAUCUGUGCAUAGAAUUUAAAAAACAGAAGCCUAGUGAAGCUGCCUUAGCUAUGUUAUCCUUCAUCAAAAAAAAUUGUACAAGAUAUGAUGUCUUAAAAAUUUUGAGUACAUCUUUUGGAGGACCAUUCCAGCAUCACAUGAACCAGUUCAGCCUUGAUGAAUUACAGUUGGUGCUAUUUUCUGAGUCAGAGCUGAUGGGCAAGGUCAAAGUUGUAUGGGACUUUUACAUGAAUUACAUACGUGCCUUUUUGCCUGAUUGCUUGGAUAUUGAUUCUCUUGGUCUUUGUUUGGCCUGCCUGUCAGAGACAGGAGACACUCCUACUGAGCGGCAUCUACCACAAGGCUUGCAGGCUGGUCAGCCUAACCUCAUCAUCUGUCCUCAUUCUGAUGUACUGUCUGUGGCCCUGGCUAUCUAUAUGGAGACUCCCUGCCAGCCCCUGCCCACUUAUGAUGAGGUUCUUCUCUGCACCCCUCUGACAACAUAUGAGGAGGUAUCAUUGUUCUUACGCCGUUGCCUCACCCUGGGGUACCAGGGACACAAGGUCUAUAGUUUGCUCUAUGCAGAUGAGCUCAGCUAUGAGGUGAGCUGCCAGGUGGAAGAACUGUUCCAGAACUUAUGUGUGCAGCGCCACAGGGAAGACUAUCGAUUGGUGAUCAUCUGCAACAAUGACCGGGAACAUUGUUAUAUCCCUUCUGUCUUCAGCCAGUACAAAGUUCUCGUGACCCCUCAGCAGUCUCUUGGGGACAUCCAGGCAUAUCUACAAAGUCAUUACCAAGUUUCAUAUCAUACCCAUUCAGCAGCUUCUGUGUUUAAGGACCGUGUUUGUGUGAAGGUCGUGACUUCCAAGCGAGCAGGAGUUGGAAAAUCCCUCUAUGUAAAAAGGCUUCAUAGCAAACUGAAAUAUGAAAAUUCUGGGGAGGAAGUGCCUCUGAAGACUAUUAGAUUGAUCGAGUCCCAUGUGAAUGAAAGCAAAGUGUUAGCGUCCCUCCUACCUUUCUUAAAUGUAAAAUACCAGAAAAAACCCAUGCUUAUUCAUUUGGACAUCACUUCUUCAGUACAGACUGGAAUUUGGGAAUUUCUUUUCAAAUUGCUGAUUUUACAGUACCUGAUGGAUACAAAUGGGAAAAUGUGGCCUCGACAUAAAUGCCAUUUAUAUGUCAUUGAAAUCUUGGAAUUUACUUCUACAUUACCUAAGAGGCCAUCAAAGUUGAAUACUCAUAGUCAGCAGUUCAGUUUUCUUGAAAUCUUCCCCAAAGUCACGUGCAGGCCUCCCAAGGAAGUAAUGUGUAUGCCUUUGAUUUCUUCUACAAAUGAAAUGGAACCACGAAUGGAUCGAGAAGAAUUCUGUAGCGAAUCCUUCCAGAGACCUUUUCAGUACUUAAAAAGAUUCCAUCGAGGCCAAAACCUUGAUAUAUUUCAAUACAAACCAGGUUCCAUUGAAGGGACCCCAGAAGAAUGUCUCCAGCAAUUGUUGAUACACUGUGGUAUGAUGGAUCCUUCUUGGUCUGAACUUCAGAACUUUUCCAGGUUUUUGAAUUAUCAGCUCAGAGAUUGUGAGGCUUCUCUUUUCUGCAACCCUGCCUUUAUUGGGGAUACUCUGACUGGCUUCAAAAAUUUUGUAGUCACAUUUAUGAUUCUUAUGGCCAGAGAUUUUGCAACUCCAUCACUUAACAUUUCUGAUCAGAGCUCAGAGAGGCAGGUCUUCAAUAUGGAUGGUGUCAAUGAAGAGGAUAUUGCUCCUUUUUGUCUCAGAAAGAAAUGGGAAUCUGAGCCCCAUCCAUAUAUUUUUUUCAAUGAUGAUCACACAUCUAUGACAUUUAUAGGUUUCCAUCUCCAACUCAACCAGAAUGGUGGCAUUGAUGCUAUCAGCCACUUGGAUGGAAAAGUUAUUAAGAGAAAUGUUAUGACACAGGAAUUAUACAAGGGAUUACUCCUUCAGAGGGUGCCUUUCAAUAUUAAUUUUGACCAACUUGCCAGAAGUAAGAAGCUUGAAAUACUUUGUAUGGUUUUGGGAAUCCAAUGGCCCAUGGACCCUGAUGAGACAUAUGAGCUUACUACUGACAAUAUCCUCAAGAUUCUUGCUAUUGAGAUGCGGUUCCGGUGUGGAAUCCCUGUAAUAAUCAUGGGAGAAACUGGCUGUGGAAAAACCAGGCUAAUUAAAUUUUUGAGUGAUCUACGGCGUGGUGGAGUUGAUGCUGAGAAUAUGAAACUAGUCAAGGUUCAUGGUGGCACUAGUGCAGCCACAAUCUACUCCAAAAUCAGAGAGGCAGAAGCAAUUGCACUUUUUAACAGAAGUCAGUAUCAGUUUGAUACUGUCUUAUUCUUUGAUGAGGCCAAUACAACUGAGGCUAUAAGCUGCAUCAAAGAAGUUCUGUGUGACAAUACAGUGGAUGGAGACCCCUUGAUUGAAGAUUCUGGCUUGCAUAUCAUAGCAGCUUGCAACCCAUACCGAAAGCACACACGAGAGAUGAUCAAACGUUUAGAGACUGCUGGUUUAGGAUACCGUGUUAAAGCAGAUGAGACUGUGGAAAAGCUUGGCUCCAUUCCUCUGAGGCAAUUGGUUUACCGAGUCCAUGCUCUUCCACCAAGCAUGAUCCCUCUUGUGUGGGACUUUGGGCAACUAAACAAUGCUGCUGAAAGACUUUAUAUUCAGCAAAUUGCCCAAAGACUUGUCCACUCAAUGGGAAUCACUAAGAAAGAUAUCCAUGUGAUCACAGAGAUACUGUCUGCUUCCCAGAGUUACAUGAGGAAAAGGGAUAAUGAGUGUAGUUUUGUCAGUCUUCGGGAUGUGGAGCGUUGUGUGGAGGUUUUCAGGUGGUUUUAUGGCCAUAGUAAAUUGCUCUUGAUGAAGCUGAAUGUUUUCCUCCAAAAGUCAAAUGCUAACAGAAGCAACUUUGAGAGAGAUCCUGUUCUCUGGUCUUUAGUGCUAGCUAUUGGAGUAUGUUAUCAUGCCUCUUUAGAAGAGAAGGAAGCAUAUUGGGAAGUCAUUUGCCAACUCUUCAGAGGGCCAUAUAGUGAUAUUAAGACAGUUCUGGAUGAAAUAAGUCAAAUACAGGAUCUUUUUCUCAGUGGUGUACCUCUACGAAAUACAAUAGCCAAGAAUUUAGCUUUGAAGGAAAAUAUCUUUAUGAUGGUGAUAUGCAUUGAACUCAGAAUUCCUCUCUUCUUGGUUGGAAAACCUGGAAGCUCUAAAUCUCUUGCUAAGACAAUUGUGGCAGAUGCCAUGCAAGGUCAGGCUGCUUACAAUGAACUUUUUAGGGAGCUAAAACAAGUACAUUUAGUUUCUUUCCAGUGUAGCCCACACUCAACUCCCCAGGGAAUUAUAGGCACUUUCAAGCAAUGUGCCCGCUUUCAGCAAGGAAAGAAUCUGCAGGAGUAUGUUUCAGUUGUUGUUUUAGAUGAAGUUGGUUUAGCAGAAGAUUCUCCCAAAAUGCCACUGAAGACACUACAUCCCCUCUUGGAAGAUGGUUGCAUUGAUGAUGAUCCUCUCCCUCAUAAAAAAGUUGGCUUCAUUGGCAUCUCCAAUUGGGCCCUAGAUCCUGCCAAGAUGAACCGAGGCAUUUUUGUAUCUCGAGGUAGCCCCAACAAGAAAGAACUUAUUGAAAGUGCCAAAGGAAUUUGCUGUUCAGACACACUUAUUCAAGACAAAAUUAAAGAUUAUUUUGCAUCUUUUGCUGAAGCUUAUGAAGUAGUGUGUGAGACCCAAGACAAGGAGUUUUUUGGUUUACGUGACUACUAUAGCCUCAUCAAAAUGGUCUUUGCUAUGGCUAAAGCCUCAAAUAAGGAACCUACCCCCCAAGAAAUUGCACAGGCAGUCCUCAGAAACUUCAGUGGCAAGGAUAACAUUGAUGCAUUGGAUACUUUCACAGCCACAUUACCAGAGGCAGGGUUCUCUGAAGAAGUCAGCACCAUGGAUCUUAUUUGGCAGAACAUUUAUGGUGAUAGUCAGACUAACCAACAGGCAGAUGUUGAAUGCCGUUAUUUACUUGUGCUGACCAAAAAUUACGUGGCUCUACAAAUUCUCCAGCAGGCCUUCUUCAAUGAGAACCAGCAGCCAGAAAUUAUCUUUGGCUCCAGUUUUCCCAAGGACCAAGAAUAUACACAGAUCUGUAGAAAUAUCAACCGUGUCAAAAUAUGCAUGGAAACUGGGAAAAUGGUAGUGCUCCUCAAUCUGCAGAACCUUUAUGAGAGCCUCUAUGAUGCUCUUAACCAAUAUUAUGUUUAUCUUGGUGGUCAGAAAUAUGUGGACCUUGGUUUAGGAACCCAUCGUGUCAAAUGCAGAGUUCAUCCAGAUUUCCGCUUGAUUGUCAUUGAAGAGAAGGAGGUUGUUUAUAAACAGUUUCCCAUCCCACUCAUCAAUCGGCUAGAAAAGCACUACCUAGAUAUUAACACUGUUUUGGAGAAAUGGCAGAAGAAUAUUGUGAAAGAGCUCCAGACAUGGGUAAUGAAUUUCAUCAGUGUGAAUGCAGACCAGCCUUUUAACAAGCACAAAUACAGUCCUUCUGACGUAUUCAUUGGUUACCAUUCAGACACAUGUGCUUCUGUAGUACUACAGGUGACCAAUAGCCUGAGGCAACAGGAGUUGACUGAUGAAGUUUAUGAGAGGGUAUCUGAUGAAUCCAAGUAUGUGCUUCUGAAUUGUGCCACACCGGAUGCUGUGGUCCGACUCUCCAGUUCUAAACUGGGAUCAUUUGCUGCAAAAACUCUUGCACAAAAAUACUAUUGUGGUCAGCAACAUGAUUCCUUUGUAGACUUCCUUCAGGACCACCUCCAAAGGAUGGAUUCUGGCUGUGGCACCAUCUUCACAGAGAUCACUACUUUCUCUAGACUGUUGACUAGUCAUGACUCUGAAAUGUUAGAGACUGAAUUACAGGGUUUAGCACAGAAACCUAAGGUCCUCUGGCUACAGCAGUUUGAUACAGAAUAUUCAUUCCUCAAAGAGAUUAGGAACAGCUUGAAUAUUACAGCUGGAAACAAAAUCCUGAUUAUUCAGACAGAUUUUGAAGAUGACCCUAAAAGUGCUCAGCUUAUUGCUUCAGCCAAAUAUUCUGCUGUAAAUGAAAUCAACAAUUUACUAUUAGACAGGGGACACAUCUUUGUCUAUUUUAUAACAAAACUGUCUCGAAUGGAAAGUGGUUCUUCUUAUGUAGGAUUCCAUGGAGGCCUUUGGAACUCUGUGCAUAUUGAUGACCUACGAAGACCUACUAUUAUGGUUUCUGAUAUAACCAUUUUACAAAGUGUCUCAAUCAGCCAACUGUUCAAGCCAGAGGGUUUGUGUGAAGCCACAGAAUCCACCGAAAUGGAGGUGGAGCCUGGGACCGAAGCAGACAACGAAGCGGACAUUGAAAUGGAGACUGAUACAAUAUAUUGUGGAGAAAUGGAGGUGGAAAAUGAAAACUCAGAAAUGGAAAAGGGAAAAGAGCAUGCUGAGGUUCUAGAUACCACCACCCUCCUUAGAAGCUGUGUACAGAGUGCUAUGGGAAUGUUGAAAGACCAGGAUGAUGCUUUUAAACGUGCUACAAGGAGAGUAGAAAUUCUUCUCAGCCUCUUAAAUGAAGAUGAUGAUAUGAAAGCUUCUUUCUUACAGGUUUUCAAAGGUCGUCUAUUCUCUCUUUUGAAGAAACAGGAAGAUAAUUAUUUCUACAAUGUGAAGCAGUGGGUGGUAAGAGAAGCUUCCAAUCAGAAUGCCCUCCAGGAGGCAGGAACCUUCAGGCACACCUUGUGGAAACGGGUCCAGAAUGCAGUAAUACCUCUCCUGGCUGCUGUGGUAUCCUUUAUUGACAGAGACUGUAACCUUGAAUUGUUAGUCUGCCCAAGCUUUCCACUAUGGGUGAAGGCUCUGUGGAUGUUUAUUUUCCAGGAUCUUAAAUUUCUGAAUAUACCUCUCAUGUUCAACAAUACAGGCUUGAAGGCUGAAAUGGCACCUAUCAUGGUACCGAACUAUAUGAAGCUAUCAGAGAAUGUUUCAAAUGAUGUCCCUUUCUCUUGGAGAAUCAAGGACUAUUUGGAUGAGCUCUGGAUGGAAGCUCAGUACAUCACAAAUACUGAGGAAUUGUCAGAAAAGUUCGUAGACAUCUUCCAGAAGACCCGCCUUGGCAAAUUUCUAGCCAGUUUUAAUAAAGAACAACACCAAAUGCUCCUCCAGUCCUACUUGAAAGACUUCCUUCUCUUGACCAUGAGUGUGUCUACCUGUGAUGAAUUACAGUUUCUGCAGAUAGCCCUGUGGUCCUGUAUUGGGCAACUCAAAGCAGAAUCAGAGGAUGCAGAGGAAGGGCUCUCCUUACCUUGGGUGCAUCUUGCCUAUCAGCAUUUCAGAAACCGAAUUCAGAACUUUGCUAGGAUCCUCUCCAUUCAUCCCAGUGUCCUGCAGACCCUCCAAAAGGCAAAGAAUAACUUUGAUUUGGCUGGAUCUGAAAUGGUGUUAGACGUGUAUGCUGCACUGGCUUGUGCUGAAAUGUUGAAGAAGGAUGUUUUGAAGCCUAAUCCACAGGUUUGGUUGCAAAUGGUGAAGAAUCUUCACAUGCCUUUUGAGUUCCUCUGUACAGAGAGUUAUAUGCAAAGCUGUGGUGCCAUGUGCAGAACUGUGCUUAAAGAAAUCAAAACCCAGUGGAAUCAGAUCUUCUCUAUGGCACUCUUUGUGGAACAUGUGCUCCUGGAGACCAAGGCUCGCCUUCCUGACUUACAGAACUUGGUGAUUGAAUAUGUUUCUCUUUUGGGCAAGUGUCUUCAAGAUAAUUCGGAUAUCAAAACACAUCGACCUUUUGCUGCAGUGAUGACUGUUCUUUGCAAGUGCAAGGAUCGAGCAAGCCAGAUAUGCAUCAAGUAUGGCCUACAACCUUGUCCAGUUUGCCUAGGGGACCCAAAGGAACCUGUAUGCCUGCCUUGUGACCAUGUAUAUUGCAAGAAGUGCAUUAAAACUUGGCUCAUCCCUGGGCAAAUGAGGUGCCCUUUGUGUGUCACAGAUUUGCCGGACGAAUUCUCCAUUGUUGUAUCCCAGGAUCACAGUGAUGCUAUUGCAAAACAUAUACAGUUCCGCCAGAUGUGCAACAGUUUUUUCAUAGACCUUAUUUCUACCAUGUGUUUUAAAGACAACACUCCACCAGAUAAGGAAGUUAUUGAAGAAUUGCUCUCUCUGCUCUUUGUCCAUAAAAAAUUCUUAAGAGAUGAACUACUAGGACAUUCUGAACAUACAAAGUCACUCUCACCAUUUGAUGAUGUUAUAGAUAAAACUCCAGUUAUCCGCUCAGUAGUAUUAAAACUCCUUUUGAAGUACAGCUUCCAUGAUGUGAAAGAGUACAUUCAGGAUUAUUUGUCCCAAUUAGAGCAGAAACCAUUCCUAGAUGAAGAUAAAACUGAACUCUAUACACUUUUUAUUAACUGCCUGGAGGAUUCAAUAUAUGAGAAAGUUAGUGUUUGCUCUGAAAAGGAUGGACUCUGCUAUCUGAAGGAAGAGGGGCAUUUCCUUGGAAAUUAUUGUCCCUUACUGCAAAAUGUCAGAGAACCUGUGAAUGAAUCCUCAGUUGAAUACUUACAGGACAUGGCCAGGAUCCGGCUCUGCCUGGACAGAGCUUCAGAUUUCCUCUUUGAAUUGCAUGAAGCCGUAGAGGUGGCAGAGGACAAGCAAAGGUAUCUGCAGCAAGUUAAGAGAUUCUGCCUUCAAGCAGGUAAUGACUGGUAUAGAGUCUACUUGGUUCGGAAGCUUGUUAAUCAGCAUGGGAUGGAGUUUGUACAGAGCCUUUGCAAACAGGACCACCAGUCCCAGUGGGUGUUUCCCCAGGAAAUCAUCAAUCAGAUGCGAGAUCAGUCAGGCCAGAUGGAUCGCUACCUAGUUUGUGGAGAUAAUUACAAAGCCAUACGUGAUGCUGUGGGGAAGACAAUCCUCAGGUGUGAUCCAAAGUGUGUCAUGACUGCUCUGAAGAAAUGUAAGAGCUCAGACACUCAACAGGCUGUCUACCUUGUCUUGGCAAUUUUCCAGGAGCUCACUGUAUCUUAUAGAUCUCCUAAUGCAAACAUCCACCCCAAACCAGAGCAAUGUGAAGCAGUGAAUAUGUUCAUCAAGGAAGCAAAAGUCCUUUCUUCUCCUGCCUUGAAGGAAAUGGCAAAAUCUCUUGUGACCAAUGUUUGUCCUUCCCUGACUGUGCAUUCCCAUGAUUCUAGACAUAAAAGUACAGUGACAGAAUUAGCUGUUCACACUAUAGCUAUUCUGCUGUGUGGACAGAACCCAGUCCUAGAACCUUUAAAGAACCUUGCCUUUAACCCAGCCACCAUGCAGAAUUCAUUUCUUCCAACAAUGCCUGAAGACUUGCUGGCACAAGCUAAGAAUUGGCAGGGACUAGAAACAGUCCAUUGGUAUUUGUGUCCCAAUGGUCACCCUUGCUCUGUGGGAGAGUGUGGUGCCCCAAUGGAACGUAGUAGAUGUGUUGACUGUGGUGCUCGGAUUGGAGGAGAAAACCAUAAGGCUGAACAAGGCUUUAAUGUGAUCAGGAACAAUGUAGACAGAACUCAGUCUGGCCAUGUACUGGGAAAUCCUCAUGACAGAGGUGUUAUGGUGGUAUCAGACAGAGAGAUAUCCCCAGUUAUCUUCAGUCUCCUUCGCUUACUGACUCAUCUGGCUAUGCUUUUGGGAACUGCUCAGAAUACCCAGGCUCUAAUGAAAAUCAUUAAACCUCCAGUUAGGGAUCCAGAAAGCUUUCUUCAGCAACACGUCCAGAAAGACCUAGAGCAACUAAUGAAGAGCCUAGGAAGAAGUGCCGAUGAGACUGCAAGUGUGGUUCAUCUCAUUCUAUGUUGCCUCCUUAAGGAACUUCACCAGCAGCCCAGCCAUUGGCCUGUAGGUUUUGAUGCCACACUGUCCAGUAAAGAGAGGAGAAAUAACUGGGAAAAGGUUGUUGCUGCCAUGAUAAUAUGUGAACUAAAGUGUCUGGAUAAAACCCUUAUAGAGGCAAAUAUCCGCAUCAGCCAGGAUGAACGCAUCAGCUCCAACCCAGUGGCCAAAAUUAUGUAUGGUGACCCAGCGACCUUCCUGUCCCAUCUACCCAAAAAAAGUGUUGUACACUGCUCCAAAAUUUGGAGUUACAGGAAGAAAAUCACUGUUGAGUACCUCUGGCAUGUGGUGGAACAGAAUGAUGGGAAGGACAUUGUGCCAAUCCUUUAUAGGUUCCUGCAGAAGGAAAGAGAAUUGAGGCUGGUCAAAUUCUUACCAGAGAUAUUGUCCCUACAGAGGGAUUUGGUGAAAAGAUUCCAGAAUGUCUCAGAUGUUGAAUACAACACAAUCAGGGGUUUUCUCAGAAGUCACUAUCAUUCAGGAUUGAAGCUCUCAUUACAAAAACAAAUUCAAGUCUUUCUGUCUACUUGGAAUAAGCUGAGACGAUCACUCUAUACCAGUGGUGAAAUCAAACUACCUAAAGAGUAUUGUGAUGCUGACUUGAGUUUGGAAAAUGAGUUUGAAAUUCUCCUUCCACGUCGACGGGGUCUUGGCCUUUGUUCUACUGCCUUGGUCAGCUACCUGAUUGCUCUUCACAAUGACUUAGUCUAUACAGUGAGAAAAUACACCAGUGAAAGCAGUAGUUACUCUGUUAACUCUUCUGAGGUGACUGACCUGCAUGUUAUCAGCUAUGAAGUAGAGCGGGACUUGACCCCACUAAUUCUGUCCAACUGCCAAUACAGUGUGGAGAAAGGUAGAGAAACAUUACAGCAAUUUGACUUAGAGAAGAUUCAGAGGCAAGUGACCAGCCGAUUUCUCCAGGGGAAGCCACUCCUCACCCUACAGGGACUACCCACGUUGGUCUACAGACAUGACCGGAACUAUGAACAUAUCUUUAUGGACAUUAAGAAUAAGAUGACUCAGAAAUCUCUCCCCAACUCAGCCAUCAGUGCCAUCAGUGCACAGUUGCAGUCCUAUAGCGAUGCCUGUGAGGCACUCUCUGUUACAGAGAUUACACUGGGAUUUCUGAGCACAGCUGGGGGAGACCCUGAAAUGCAUUUAAAUGUCUACAUUCAAGACACCUUGCAGAUGCAUAGUCAAAUGGUUCUUGUAUUAAAGGCUUUAAGCAGGUGUCAGUUAAAGCACACCAUAGCCUUAUGGCAAUUCCUUUCUGCUCACAAGUCUGAACAGCUCCUAAGACUUAGAAAAGAUCCAUUUGGGGAAAUCAGUGCAGCAUACAAAGAAGACCUCAGUGUUGAGAAUGCUAAACUCCUCAACACUUUCCUAAAUCAGUCUGGGCUAGACACCUUUUUGCUGGAACUCCAUGAAAUGAUCUUCUUGAAGCUGAAGCACACUGAGACUGAGGGGGAGAACUUUAACCCUAAAUGGAGCUUAAGAGAGACACUGGUGAGUUAUAUGGAAACCAAGGAGAGUGAGAUCCCUCCAGAAGUGGAAUAUCAAUUUCCAGAAGAGAUUCUUCUCUCUCAUUGUAUUGCUGUUUGGAAAGCUGCUGCUGGCCUUAAACAGGAUCGAAGGCUUACAUAGACUUCUUUUAGUAGCACUGCCUUUGGAAGACACUUUUGGGAAAGGGGCAGAUUCUUCUGUCUCCUUCCUCUUGGGAGUGAAUUUUGUUUUCACAGACAGUAUGUUGCCUCUAUGAGUGCUUGGAAGAGAAACAACUGGUGCAGCAAUUAAUUCAGGACCAUGAUGUGUUGUACAAAUCUGCAAUCUUCCACACUCUGGGAGUUGUCAAGCUGUUUGGGGAAUGUGUAUAUUCCAAAACUCCACUCAUGAGUACUGUUCCCAGGAAGGUCUGAAUUCAGAAUGACUUGGAACUGCAAAUAAGCUAUCUUUCUUGACAUUCUGGAGCAGACAGGUUGCAGAGGGGCUUUUGACAGCUUUGUAUUGUUGAAUAAGAUCUUAUUCCUCUGGCUCUUUUAACCUGUUUAUCUGUAAAGCACAUACCCACCAGUUCAGACCUCAGCUUCCCCCAACUACCACACACCUAAGAGGAAAAAAUUGUUUCUGCUCAUCUUUUCACUUCAAGAUGUUUUAUCUGCACUCACAGAAGAAGUAGCUUUCUUCUCUAACUUUGGAGUUUCUACUCUACCACUUUACUAAUUUAGAGGAUGACAGUCUACUUAUUUCCUCAUCCUCUUAAUGCAAAACAAUACAGAAUGUUUUGUGAGUGCCUUAAGACUAAACAAAAUUUCUGAAUCAGACCUCCAGAAAUAAAAAAUACAGCCAAGUUCAAAUUGGUAGUAACCAAAAAUGAAAGCUUAACCUUGGAUCACAGUGGGGUAGGUUUGAGUCCUUGUGGGUAAUUCCUAAUUUUCUGGCAAAUGUGUCAAAUGAAUUCAGUAUAGAAACCUAAACUUCUUUGAAUACAACCUCUUUUAUUUCUAGUUCUCAUGCCUUAGCUGAGAGAAUAUACUAAUCCAGCCAGAAUUUGCAAAUGAGAAAGACUGUAAAUUUGCCCUGAUGUUCAGCUGCUUUUCUUAUCUGAGUUCUCCUCUCUAAUUCCUAUUUCUAGGAGCUCAAUAGAUGUAUUUGUAAUAUUGAAAUUAAGGUUUUGACUUGGGAGUUAAUGGAAAAUGUGCAUUUUAAAAAUUAACAUUCUAAGUAAAUUCAGAUCCUGUACUAGUCUGUGUAGUUAAAUCAUCAAUGUACAUCUUAAAUAACAGUGGAGAGAAUUGCAGAAGGAAAAUUUUAAUUCAUUUUCUAAUUUUCAUUGCUUUGAUCCUUUUUAAAGGGUGUUUGAAUAACUGGGGUAUUCAGAAUACUCAGUAAAGUGCUCUGAUUUGGUAGUAGUAAUCUCUUUGGCAGCACUUAGCCAUCUACUGAUCUGACAGUGUGAAGAUUAUAUAACAUGAUUAUCUCCAUCUCUUAUUUCCCACUGGAUGUAUUCUCUUAACUUCACAACUUUGGGGUGGAAACCACCUUGAUACCUCAAUUGAAAUAGAAUUCAUUUUAAUUCUUCAGGCCACAACUAGCAUCCUGACCUGGUUUCAGUUUCUUAGCUUGGUGCUGUCCCUACCUGUGCCUGUACCAUGCCUUAGCUGCAGUCAUUUGUUUACAGGUGUCAGGUGGGAGCCAGAGUAAUGUUGUUGCACUGAAGACCGUUUUUUGUUGGAUUUCCCCUCUACCCCUUCUCAUUUUUAUGAAGGACUUUUCUAUAAAGGGUUGUAUGUUUUUUUAAUUCCUCCAAAGCCUUAACUGUCUCGCCCAGCUUAGUCAUGCUGUACAUACAAAAGUUCACUUGACCUAGCACAUGGCAGAAACAGAUUUUAUUGUAAUUGUUAUUUCUGCUUUAAUAAACCUGAUUUUUUUUUU
Molecule: messenger RNA, 18105 nt
Organism: Gracilinanus agilis (Agile Gracile Mouse Opossum)
Lineage: Eukaryota; Metazoa; Chordata; Mammalia; Didelphimorphia; Didelphidae
Gene: RNF213
Product: ring finger protein 213
Exons: 68
Coding region: 667-16317 (5216 amino acids)
Biological process (GO): sprouting angiogenesis; negative regulation of non-canonical Wnt signaling pathway; ubiquitin-dependent protein catabolic process
Cellular component (GO): cytosol; membrane; nucleolus
Molecular function (GO): ATP hydrolysis activity; ubiquitin-protein transferase activity; metal ion binding
Source: RefSeq, a predicted model, not a curated record